AUGAAGGAGGUUGUGAGCAACAUUCAAGUUAGAAUUGACAACUUCCAAACUCAAGACUUAGGACCUAGUUUGUCCCGAAUCAAGGUUUCUAAACCCAAAUCAUACUCCAAGGGGUAAGAUGCUAUGCUGAUCAAAAACUUCCUCUAAGAUCUAUAGGGGUAUCUCAAUGCUAAUACUUUUUAUGAGAAAGAGAGUUUUUCUUGGCAAUUUAUUUUUGGUUGGGCAUAUUAAGACUUGGUGAAGGCUCCAAACCAAAAAUCAUUUGAGACCACUAGUGAUAGGGUGGGAUAAAUUCAUCAAGGAGAUUCGAGAGCAAUUCUUUCUGGUGAACUCAAGAUAAGCCAUUUGCACAACUAUGAGGUAAUUGAAGCACACUAGAGCUAUAUAAGAGUAUGUAGAAAAACUAGAGGUACCCAAAAUGAAUAAAGAUGAUAAACUACAUUACUUAAUGAAGGGAUUACAUGUUGGCUCAUAAUGAAAUCUAGAGAUAAGGUGUCUAAGACAUCUAAAGAGCUAUGAUUGUGAUAGAUAAAUUGGUUGACAACUAAUAUUAGCAGCAAAAUGACAAUGACGAGACACCCCAAGAAAAUAAGGGUCACAACAAUAACAUAAAAUAGAGAGGAUCAACCAUAAUAGUGAAGUGCUAGGAACAAACUAAUAGAGGGCAAAAUGGAGGCACCUUGUAAAUCUAGAGCCCAAAGUAGAUGAGUUGUCAAGUUUGUUAGGGGCCCCACCAUAGAGUCGAUUGCUCUGACUGAGUAAAUCAUCACAUGGCAAGAGCCUAACUCAACCCUAUAACAGCACAAUAGUAGUCAUCACUAGUGAUCGAAGUGGUACUAAAUUUGAACACCAUUGAACUUUUGAAUGCAGUGCAAGCUAAGGUCAUAUAAUCAGUCCUUAUAAGACUACUUUUUCGUGGAGGCAAUAAUCAACGCCAUCACAAUUAAGACGUUAGUGGACUCAAGGGCCACUCAUAAUCUUAGCCUUAGACUAAGUUUGGUCCAAAUAAAUAAGAAGAUUAAGGCUAUCAACUCUGAGGCCCAAGCAUAUAUUGGGCUAGCUUGAUAAGUGAAGACCCAGAUGAGUAUAUAGGAAUAUUAACUGAAUUUCUUAGUCUUAUAGAUGAAUGACUUCAAUAUUGUCCUUGAAAUAAAUUUUAUCAUCAGGGCGAAGACAAGGAUCUUCUUUCACUACAAUGAGCUUAUUAUAUGUAGAAGAGACUAAUCAUAUUUCAUGCAAAUCCACAUGGGAGGUAGAGAAACCUCAACUAAUCUUGACUAUACAAUUUAAAACUGAUCUUUAGUGAGAUACUAACACAUUCCUCAUCACCUUAUGAGCAAUAGAAGAGAAAGAGAAGCAGGUGGAUCAUCCUCAUGUAUUGUCUUUAUUCGAUGAAUUUAAUGAUAUUAUGCCCAAGUUGCAUGCUAUCUUACUACUUAGGCGAGACAUAGAACAUGUCAUUAAAUUGUUAUUAGAAGAACACUCUCUGACCAAGGCCCCAUACAAAAUGCCUUUGGCACACUUGGAAUAAUUGAAGUAGUUAGAAGAACUACUAAGGGAGAGACAUAUGUGCUCCUUGGACACCAUUUGGUGCGCUGAUUCUCUUUCAAUGAAUGAAAGAUAAGAACACUAAGGCUUUGUGUGGAUUAUAAGGCCUUGACGAAGAUUAUUGUGAAGGAUAAGUACUCAGUGCCUAACGUGAAGGACUUGUUCAAUUAGUUUAGAGAGUCAAAGAUUUUCUCAAAGCUAAACUUAAAGAGUGGGUACCAUCAAGUCCGCAUCAAGGGAGGAGAUGAGUAGAAAAUAGCAUGUGUCACACGCUAUGGGUCAUAUGAGUAUACGAUGAUACCUUUGGGUUGACAAAUGCCUCAAUGAUAUUUUAUGCUCUAAUUACAUUUUUGACCUUUUUAAGACAAAUUUUUUAUAAUAUACUUGGAUUAUAUCUUGGUAUGUAGUCAUAAUAUGUAAGAACACUUGUCAUACUUACAAGAAGUAUUAGAAAUCUUAAAGUGUCAUCAGUUCUAUUUGAACCUUAUAAAAUAUAACUUCACUAUCACAGAAGUGAAAUUCAUUGGCCACAUAGUUGAUAGAGGGAGAGUACACAUGGAUCAAAAAAAAGUGAUGACAAUCAAAGAAUGAUUGACACUCUAAAAGGUGGUCAAAUUGAGGUUUUUCUUAGGGCUUGUUAAUUAAUAUCACAAGUUCAUUCGGAGUUUUUCUUAAAUAGUUGCACCCCUAAUAGAGCUCCUUAGGAAGGAUAAGAAGUAAGUAUGGUCUGACGAUUGUCAAUAUGCCUUUAACGACCUACGUGCAAUAGUCACGAAAAAACAUGUACUUCAACUUCUAUACUUCAACAAAUCUUUUGAAGUUUAUAUCGAUGUAUCAAAAGUAACUAUAAGAGUAUUAUUAAUAUAAGAAGGACACUCGAUCGCAUUCAAAGGUCAAAAACUAAAUAAUUUGAAAUAAUAUUACUCGGUACACGAGAAAGAAAUAAUAGUAGUGAUUCACUACCUAUGAGUAUAGAGUCACUAUCUUCGUAGCAAUCAUUUCAUUGUUUAUACUAACAAUGUGACCACUAGCUACAACAACUCGCAUAAUAAGUUAUCUCUUAAAUAUGCAUAGUGACAAGAUUUCUUAGGAGAGUACAACUUAUUACUCAAAUACAAGUUUGGAUGCACCAAUAUAGUAGUGGACACUUUGAGUUGUUGGAGAGCCACAUAUGAAGUGGUUGCCUUCUUGAUUAGUACAAGAGACUUACUAAAUGACAUAUAG
Molecule: messenger RNA, 2772 nt
Organism: Spirodela intermedia
Lineage: Eukaryota; Viridiplantae; Streptophyta; Magnoliopsida; Alismatales; Araceae
Source: the annotation of a GenBank genome assembly